Messenger RNA from Schizosaccharomyces cryophilus OY26, 1650 nucleotides. RefSeq lists its product as uncharacterized. NCBI's taxonomy places the organism in Eukaryota, Fungi, Ascomycota, Schizosaccharomycetes, Schizosaccharomycetales, Schizosaccharomycetaceae. The record is from RefSeq and is a predicted model, not a curated record. Bases 182 to 1291 code for a protein of 369 amino acids. Gene Ontology annotation, cellular component: Golgi apparatus. The transcript has 4 exons.
UAAAUGUUAUCUGGCUAAAACUUUGAAUGUUAAACCGACUUCAUUGGUGAAGAGGUGGGUCUAUUGAAAAUACAACUUUACCACUAACCCUCACUUAUUAAGCUCAAUGUUGUUCUAACUAAAAGGAAAUUUCGCUCUUUUAUACCAUUACUUCAAUCUUUUGUAAACAAUAAGGAAAAAAAUGCGGUUUAUUCAGUCACUUGGUCGUUUUAAAUACUUUCUUCGAUCUCUGACAAAAUCAUCAUUAUGGUUUAUUUUGUUGAUCACAAUGGAGGCAAUAAUUAACAUUUGUUUUUCUUCAUACUCAUUUGGACAGUAUAGCCAUAUGACUGAUAAAGUAGAAAUUGUUUUCGAUGCUGUGUUCUCCAUGCUUAUUGUGAUCCUUUUAGGGUCAGUAUAUCUACUAUAUGCUGGUUGGGAAGCAGUGUUGCAGAAGAAUGUUGUUGCCACUAGUGCUGUCCUACUGUUCCAUGUUUCGUUCUUUAUUUAUUCAAUCAUUCAGUAUGUGCUAGUAGGUACUUGCGUACACUUUACUGAUUGGAUUGUCAAUAAAUCUCGUUUUUCGCCUUUUCGUAUGAUCUACUUGUACACCUCCUUCAGCAAGUACAAUUUUCUAUUUCAUAAUUCGACUUUCACUUUUUAUAAUAUUAAGGCCUUCUACAUUGCCUUGCCCGUUGUCAUAGGUGUGAUUGGUAUUAUAUUGUGCUUUUUAGUCUACCGCAUGAACAAAGCAUAUGGAUGGGUUAUGUAUCAGCGACAUGGGCCAGAUCUUCAUAUGAGAAGACGUUACCUUAUUUACGAAAUAUUUGUUGCUUUGAUUAAGCUAGAUUUCUACUUUUGUACUUGUUCAUCUAUUCAAAUUCUAUUGACUAAUAAACACUCCUAUGGUGGUCAUUAUCAAAAGACUAGAGUAAUCCUCAUGAUUUUGGUGAUACCUUAUACCCUGUUUGUUUUGUUUGUUGCCCUUUACGCUGUGCGUAGAGAAAGCUAUAUGUUGAUGGGAUUUGUGGAGACAAUGAUGCUUGCAGGGUCGGCGUAUUAUCUGUACUAUAUGUUAGUUACGUUCGAAAGUAGAUUAAGUUCUUUAGAUAACUAUAGUGGAUUAUCUACCCUGCCUGUGACCUUGAUUACCGUUGUACAUGUUUUAACUACAUUUGGGAUAGGGAUUACAUGUAUGAUAAACUUUGGACAUGGUCUUCGUGAAUACUUGAAUUACUUGAAUCAAAAGAAAAAGGAAGAGUCCAAAAGUGAAUUGAAUCUUCCAAGGUCCCGAAGACCAAUUGACGAUUAACAGUACAUUUUUUCAUUCAAGCUUUCAAUUUUUAUCCUCACUUUGAGAUUAUUGUUCUUUGCGUUCUUGUUGAUGUUGUGGUGCAUACUUUUCAUCGAAGGUUUUUUGUCUUUAUGGAUUUCCGGUUUUAUAUAUGUCCAGCCCUAAAUCUCAGUUAGAAGGAUUUACCAUUUUCCCUUUAUCGUUAAUUCUCGUUCUUUUCGUUUAUCCUAGAUAUUUAAUAUUUAUAGAAGGUCUUGCUUGUUUCCGUUUAUCGUUGUAUCAACCGGCGUUGGUUACGCUUCUUUGCAAUGCAUGUUGUCAACGCUUUCUAAUUCUACAAGGUAAUAAAUAAUAAUGUAUUCUAUUUGGUUAAAUGA